Schizosaccharomyces cryophilus OY26 is the source of this 1741-nucleotide messenger RNA. RefSeq names its product CMGC/DYRK/PRP4 protein kinase Prp4. Gene Ontology annotation, biological process: peptidyl-threonine phosphorylation; mRNA cis splicing, via spliceosome; peptidyl-serine phosphorylation. The transcript has 2 exons. The record is from RefSeq and is a predicted model, not a curated record. Gene Ontology annotation, molecular function: ATP binding; protein serine/threonine kinase activity. Lineage: Eukaryota; Fungi; Ascomycota; Schizosaccharomycetes; Schizosaccharomycetales; Schizosaccharomycetaceae. The coding region runs from base 242 to 1678 and encodes 478 amino acids.
UUACGUCUCUAACGUUUUGGAACUACUUGAGAGAAAGACAAUUUUACCCACACACUCAUUUAUAGUAGAAAACGCCGUUUCUCGAGGAAGUUUUAUAAUCCUUCUAUCAAUUGUACUAAAUUAACGUAAUUUGAAGGACAUUUGUAUUCAGUUUUUGGCUCUAGGGCAAAUAAAGCUGAAAUACUAAACAUAUAGCGAUCGUCAGACUUGACGCAUCUGAAAAGUUUGUACUAAUUUAAUUAUGAAUGAUAAUCCAUUGACUGAAGAUGAAAUCAUAGAACAGAGACGGAAAAGACGGUUGGAGAUUUUGAAAAAGCAUCAAGUUGAAAGUUCCACCAAUGCACCAUCGCGAGUUUCAACGGAAGAUUCUCUUACUUCAGAAGUGACGAAUCCUUUUUCCAAACCGGAGACAAGUCGGUCAGAAGAUGAACGACGCAGUUUGGAUGGUCAGCAACCCAAUGGCUUGAACGACUCAAGUUUAGCAAGACCAGUUUCAAAUGAGCCAUUUUCUGAAAAGACGGUUAACGAGAAUGAAGAUGAUGAGGAAGACGAUAUGUUUGCAGAUACUCCAUCUCCCUCUUUAAAAAAACGGAAGACGGAGAAAAAGCCUUCUACUGUCAAAAGAAGUCUUGCUGGGAUGCAAGACACUUGGGACGAUAUUGAAGGAUACUAUAAGGUUAUUCUUAUGGAAGAACUUGAUUCACGUUAUGUUGUUCAGUCCAACCUUGGCAAAGGUAUGUUUUCUAGCGUGGUCAAUGUAAUGGACCAAAAGACAAAAGCAUCGUUUGCUAUCAAGAUCAUAAGAAACAAUGAGGUAAUGUAUAAGGCCGGCAUGAAAGAGGUGUCCAUCCUAGAACGCCUUCAGGCUGCAGACCCCGAAGGGAGGAGACACAUUAUUCGUUAUGAUCGAUACUUUAUGCACAAAAAUCAUUUAUGUAUGGUAUUUGAAAUGCUUAGUCUGAACCUUCGAGAUAUUCUGAAAAAAUUUGGAAGAAAUGUUGGACUCAACAUAAAGGCGAUUCAAGUGUAUGCUUAUCAAAUGUUCACAGCGCUUUGCCUUUUGGAAGAAUGUAACGUAAUUCACGCUGAUAUUAAACCGGAUAAUAUGUUGGUGAAUGAAAAGAGAAAUAUCUUGAAAAUAUGUGAUCUUGGUUCUGCUUCUGAUGCUUCUGAAAACGAGAUUACACCUUAUUUGGUGAGUCGUUUCUACCGAGCCCCGGAAAUUAUUUUGGGAUAUCCCUAUUCUUGUUCAAUCGAUACUUGGAGUGUUGGAUGCUCCCUUUUUGAACUAUAUGCUGGACAGAUUCUAUUUCCCGGAAGAAGCAAUAAUCAAAUGCUUCGGCUUAUGAUGGAAUGCAAAGGAAAGUUUAGCCAUAAGAUGCUCAAACGUAGUCAAUUUACUUUUGAUAAUUUUGAUGAAGAUUUCAACUUUAUUAAUAAUGAAAUUGAUCCUGUUACUGGACAACAAACACAGAAAGUUUUGAAUUUUAGCAAGCCUGUUCGAGAUAUAAAGUCCCGAUUAAAGGAUGUGCUUGCUUCCACGAAUGAAGAAGUUGUGAUUCAAAAAGACUUCAUACUUUUGUUGGAACAAUGCUUGGAACUCAAUCCCGAGAAGAGAAUCACGCCUAAACAAGCGUUGAAGCAUCCAUUUUUUAGAAAUAAUCAACCUUUUCGGUAAAAUUGCAUCCUACCAUGGAUCCCCUAAUCCAAAACCUUUUUGUACUAUGAAUUUAGAAUGAAU